Eleginops maclovinus (Patagonian blennie) is the source of this 2664-nucleotide messenger RNA. Its product is annotated as calpain-1 catalytic subunit-like. Gene Ontology annotation, biological process: proteolysis. Bases 220 to 2310 code for a protein of 696 amino acids. The transcript has 22 exons. The record is from RefSeq and is a predicted model, not a curated record. Gene Ontology annotation, cellular component: cytoplasm. NCBI's taxonomy places the organism in Eukaryota, Metazoa, Chordata, Actinopteri, Perciformes, Eleginopidae. Gene Ontology annotation, molecular function: calcium-dependent cysteine-type endopeptidase activity.
UUAUCAUGCAAGUUCCUUACAAAAGGUUCUUUGAAAUACUGCAUAUGCAUGUGUCCACAGGUAGAGAUAAAUAUCACAUCUUGUAAGGAAAAUCACACCUUGUCAGCUCGGGUAGCCUCAGGCGUUCAACAGGCUAUUUGAAGGAGACAAAAUCUCGACUGCUUUUACCUGCAGAUCCACUCUCUUUCUCCUGCCUUUGAGAUCCCGAACACUGCAGCAAUGCCUCCUCCCGGUGUGUGUCUGAACAUUAUGGAGGCCCGUCAAAAGCGGGAUGGUUAUGGUAGCUUUGCCAACCCUGAUAGGCUUUUAAACCAAGACUACCAGCAGCUGGAACAGUACUGCCUCAUUCGAGGAGUGCGGUACAUCGACGACAUGUUUCCCCCUGACAGGAGAACUAUUGGCGAAGGGAUACUGAAGCCUUCUGACCUGAAGCGAGUGGAGUGGCUGAGACCAGCGAAAAUUGCUCCAUAUCCAGCCUUCGUACUUGACGGGGUCUCCAGGUUUGACUUUGGUCAAGGACUUGUUGGAAACUGCUGGUUUCUAGCCUCUAUUGGGGCACUGACGUUCCAAAAUGACAUCCUCUGUAAAGUCGUCCCUCUUGAGCAAUCUUUCGAUGGGAAAUACUGCGGGAUGUUCCACUUCAGGUUUUGGAGAUUUGGAAGAUGGGUUGACGUCGUCAUUGAUGACAAGCUACCAACAAUCGAUGGCAGACUGAUCUUUGUCCACUCCAAAGAUCAAAAUGAGUUCUGGCCUGCUUUGCUGGAGAAAGCCUAUGCCAAAGUGUGUGGUUCCUAUACCGACAUGAAUGCUGGAACUCCUUCCGAGGCCAUGAUGGACUUCACAGGUGGUGUUCACAUGUCAAUCCAGCUGUCAAACCUCCCCGCAAACCUGUGGGAGCUGAUGUGUAGAGCUGGCCAAACCAAGACACUGAUGGGCUGUGGUACAGCUCAGGGGAAAACAUCAGCCAACACCGUAUUACCGAGUGGACUGGUCCAAGGCCAUGCCUACACUGUUACCGGUGUGAAACAGGUGAUGAGCCGAGGGAAACUAAUAAACCUGGUGCGUUUGUGGAACCCCUGGGGCAAAGGAGAGUGGAACAGAGACUGGAGCGAUCGGUCUCCUCUGUGGAAAACCGUGAGUUACAACGAUCGAGAAAUUUGCCUUUCAGUGGCUGAUGAUGGAGAGUUUUGGAUGAGCCUGGAAGACUUUUGUGAGUUCUACACAGAUCUGGACAUCUGCUCCGUGAGUCCAGACUUCCUUGAUGGGAGCUCCUCCAGUCACUGGAAGUCCUACAUGAAUGAGGGUCGAUGGGUUGCAGGAACAACUGCUGGAGGAUGCAUGAAUAAUAGAGACAGUUACUGGACCAAUCCACAGUAUCGGGUCAAGAUUGCCAGCCAAGAUCUGGAGAACAACGGAGAGAAAAAUGUGCUGGUGUCUCUCAUGCAAAAGCCGCACAAGAGAAACAGACGACUGGUUCAAAGCAUUCACAUUGGUCUCUGUGUAUUCGAGGUGAAAGACAAGUACAAGGCGCAGAAGGGGAAGUUCCCGGCCUCUUUCUUCAGCAGCCACAAACCUGUUGCCCAAAGUAAAACCUACAUGAAUGCACGUGAGGUGAUGGAGUUCCUGGUGCUGAAGCCUGGCGAGUACCUGAUCGUACCGUCCACCUACAGUGCCAAUGAGACGGCCUCCUUCAUCCUGACCAUCAUGUCCAAGGCAGAGGCCAUGGUCUAUGAGAAUUCCGGUGAGCCUCCAGAUGAGCCAGCUGAAAGGUCCAACAACAAACAGGUCGAAAAUGAACAGGAAGACGAGAAUAAGAAAUCCUUCUUCCGCCAAAACUCAGACAAGUACGAAGAGGUGGAUGCUGAGCAGCUGCAGAGUCUUCUGAAUGAAAACAUUCUGAAAGGAGACUUGAAAUCUGGAGGCUUUAGCUUGGAUGCCUGUCGGAGCAUGGUUGCUCUGAUGGAUACAUCGAUCACUGGAAAACUGAAUGGGGAGGAAAUUGUUCGUCUGUGGAAGAAGGUCGUCAUGUACAAGGACAUUUUCUUCCGGACUGACGUUUCACGAACUGGAACACUGUCACUGAGUGAGCUGAGGAACGCUUUCCUAGCUUCAGACAUUAAGGUCAAGGAUGACAUGCUGAGUUUGAUGGCGCUGCGCUACGGAGCCUCCGCAGGACACCUGACUCUAGAGAGCUUCCUCAGCCUCAUCCUCCGCUUCGACUGCAUGUUCAAAAUCUUCAAACAGUUGUCUGGGGGACAAACAAUCACUCUUCAGGAGUCGGAGUGGAUGUACAUUUCAAUGUACACUUAACCCAACAAGGAAGAUGGACAGAACAAUUUGUCAGGAAAACAGCAGUAGAUAUUUCAAGAAUAUCCUUUCAUAUCGCAUAAUGAGCCUUUACAUAAUAUAUGCUUUAGUUAAAGGGAAUUUCCACUUCUAUAUCUCUGUAGCAUUGCAAUACACAUUCAUCUGUAGCACCUAUGUAGACGUAAUGUGAGACGUGAUAAUAAGAUGGAAUGUUAUUACAAUAACAGACUGAGUCACUGAACUUAUUUUUGUAUUAUAGUAGAAUCAAAAUGAAAGCUUACAAGGCUUUGUAUAAUCACUUUUUAAAUCAUUGUAACCUACUUUCUACAAGCAAUAAAGAUAUCAAUUCUGUGAAAA